CUCAAGAGCACGGAGCUCGCGAUUCUGCGCUCUGCCUAAAGCGGCGGUGCUGCAUCUCUGUCGCCCUCAACAUCUAGCAUUGGAGCGGGCAGAGAAGCUGGCUGGCUGCUCCUGCCAGCACCGUCAGCAUCAGCAAGCAUCACCAAGCAUCACCAGCAUCGCACAGAGCAAGGACUCAAAUCCGACGUGGAGUGCGCAGCCGCUGAAAUCUCGGCCCGUCCGGCGUCGACUGCGACGCGACUGCGGCAGUCAGCUCGGCGCCAGGACAUAAAAGGCCGGGCCGGACUGCCAGCACUCCUACUCCGGGUUCGCACUCCUGCGGCUGAAGUUCGCUCCGCCUGUCGCGGCGUCUGUGGCUCCUGCACUCUGCUUUCUGCACUCUGCACUCAGUUCGUGGCCACUCGUGGUCGCACUCGCACUGCACUCUGCCACUGUGGCACUUCGGGCGGCACUUGGAUCGAUCGAAGCGCCAUGGCAACGACGCCACUGGCACCUCCAUGGCGACUGCGGCCGAGGCAGUGUGCCAGAGUUGCAGCUCCUGGCUGAGGCCGACCAGUAGUGCCAGCGUCGGCCGCGGCAACGGUUGCAUCCACGUCGGCAUCGGCAUCGAAACCGGAGACGGAGACGGAGACGGAGAAGGCGACGGGUACUGAGACCAGACCAGACCAGCUCCAUCACGGACAGAUAGCAGCGGCCCAGGGCGCCCUGAAGUCAUGAAUUUCAUUGGCGCUGUAGGAGGUGACGGAGGCGACGAUGGCGACGACAAGGAAAAGGCAGAGGAGGAGGAGAGGGAGCGUCAGGAGGCCAUCAAGGAGGCCGAGGACCGGCGCAAGGAGAAGCACCGGAAAAUGGAGGAGGAGCGCGAGAAGAUGAGGCAGGACAUUCGCGAUAAGUACAACAUCAAGAAGAAGGAGGAGAUCGUGGAGGCGGCGCCCCAGGAAGAGCCCAAUCCCCUGAUGAGGAAAAAGAAGACGCCCGAGGAACUCGCCGCCGAAGCGGAGCAGGAAGAGCUCGACGAUUUUACAAAACUGAAAAAUCAAAUAGAAACGCAAGUAAAUGAGCUAAAAACUCAAAUAGAGGGAAAAUGUGUCAUGCAGUGAUAUGUCAGUCAUCAUAAUAUGAAAAUACUUAAAUAUAAUGAAAAACGCAAAUAAUACCGAUAAUAACAUGUAACCCAUAAAAGGAAAUUGAUUUAACUCGACUUGAAAUUGGAUUUAUUAAUAUGAGAUCAGUUAAGUUAUAUUGGAAAGCAUAAACCAAACGAAGUUAGUCCAUUGCAAAGCUAGAGCCUAAAAUAACUUUAACCCGGCGGCCACUAAAGCCAAUUAAACGUUAAAUCCCAAAAUCGAUGACAGCUAUAAUCCGAAACGAAGCAGAUAUGCGAAAUGAAAAUGCGAACAGGACGGUGAACUCCUAAAGAAUUUUAAAGUAGCUAAAACAUAAACCAAAUUAUUUAAAGCCCAACUAUAGUGAAAGCCUUUAAUAAUAUUCAAAUCACUUUGCUUCGAUAAUAAUGUAAUAUACUCAAACCCAAUAUACAAUACAUAAUCGUUGUUUAGUUGAUAACAUACAAUAACAUAACGAUCUAAUGAAUAUAUCGAAUCGGCACGAUGGCGUUCGAACCCAAAUAUAAAAACAUUAACGAAGAAACAAAUAAAUAAUACAAAACCAAAAAAAAUGAAACCAAACCAAAAAAAAAUUAAGCGAAUGGUGCGACAGAGGAGGCUGCCGAAUCAUGUCGAACCGUCGAAGUAUGUUGCUGAAAUCACUUGGACUUGAAAUCCAUCUACUUAUAUUAGUAUGAGUGAAUAAUGAGUACGAAUUAAAUCGGCGAAUAUGUUGAAAUUGUCAUUCAAAUAUAUAUAUACACCCGUUAUGUAUAUAUGUAAAUUUCAUGAAUUUAACCACGAGUAAAUUAUUAUACUUGCAAACGAAUUGACUGCAGAUACGUUGAAACUAUUGCUGAUUCUCCAAAUUGUUUACCAAAAACCAGAAAAGAAAACCAUAAAAAUAAAUAAAAAAGUUUCAGUCAGUUUGUUUUUGAAAGUUCGAGAAAAAACAUCUUUAACAGCUGUUACAUUUUGUUUCUUUCUUAUACAAACAACAUACCCACACUACAAUUGAGAAUUUCAAACUCUUUGAGAUAAAUAUCUCUCUGAUUGAUGCUUCUGAAAUACAUGUACUCUCGGUGUUUUAUAAAUAUCAUCAACAACAACAACAACAACAAGAACAACCAGAACAACAGCACAAGAAAACGCCUACAGCCAGUACAAGAACAACAUCAACAUCAACAACAACAUCAACUACAUCUACUACCGAAGUAUCUAAAUGUGUACUACAUAUAAAAGAUGAACCAUGCUAUCCAAGCAAACAAUAUAAGCUAACAACAGAAUCAAGCCAACAUUCCCUACCAUAUUUCUGAACGUUGUGAACUAAUUUGGAUGUGGGUUACCGUUUAAUCACAGUCAUAUACCUACACACUCACUAGUCACUUGCAUUCAAACAGCUAUAUGGUGUUGUAAAUGUUAAACUUAUGUACAAAUCUAAUAAAUACCAACGAAACAUAUGUGCAACGUGCAUUAGUAGUUGCUUGCAAUGCCACGUUCUGUAUCUACGAUAAAGAGCUAACAUCCAAUUAGGUACAAAAUUCUUUGAAACUCAUGUCAAAUGGUCAGUUCAAGCUUCGCCCUGCAUUACUUCUAUACAAAAUUCUCAAUUUCUUGUUUUGCACAUAUCGGUAAGGCAGCAAUAAACUUAAAAGGCCUAACGCCCCUCUCUGUCAACCUAAUAAAGCAAUCCUCUAGUGCCCCCUCGCUCCAUACAAAGUUAGGAACGAUCAAACUAAUGAACGAAUGCCUUAACGUGGCUCAGAUGACUAGACCAUGAGUAGCGAAUAGAUGAUUAUAAAAAAGGUGAUUCUACCAUAAGGAAAGGUACUUGCAAUCCCUAGCUUUGUUUCCCUUAUCCUUAACGCACUCCUGUUACUGAAUCGGGAUCCAGAUAUCCUAACUAUGAUCUUUUCAAACUUGAAACUAGAAAAUCUAUUAAGUAAUGGCUUUCUAAAUACUUAUAGAAAAUGUUUACCUAGAUUCUACUAUAUAUAUUCUGUUUUUCUCUCAGAUACUUAUAUGAAGUUGAAGGUCACUUAAUUGUUUAAUAUAUUGAAAAAACGAAAACGAAGAAAUACAACACAACUAAUUGAAACAUAUUAUUCAAUCAUAACCAAGUUUUUAACGUUAUCAUAAAUGUUUGAAAUGUUAAAUGGUUCAGCCGAUUUUAUUUAAUUUAUAAUUUGUUAACAUUAUGUUACCGUUAAUAUUACAGUAAUGAAAAUGUAAUUAUAUGUAUAUCAGAAAGUUCACGAAACCACAGAUAAUUAAACAUUAUUAUCUAUAUAUAUAUAUAUAUAUGUAUAUGUGUAACUUAAUAGGGAAAUGAAUUUAAUAGAGAAACAACAGACAAAAAUUAUAAAUAAUAAUGUUGAAAAGAAUACCAUUCAAGUCAUUAUUAGAUGUGAAAGAAGUUCUAUACAAAACAAAGGAAUAAACAAAACAGAAACAAACAAGAACAAAAACAAAACAAAACAAAAACAAAAACAAAAAAAAACAAAAACUUAAGAAAAUCGUUAAUAGUUGAUUAAUUAUAUUGUUACUUUGAACAUUUAAUUAAAACAAACAAAAAAACAAAAGAAGGUAUAAUAAAAAAGUAUAUAUGUAUAAAUAUAUAUGAGAAAACACAACAA
This is a messenger RNA of Drosophila gunungcola (fruit fly), 3742 nucleotides long. It is a transcript of the gene cpx, whose product is annotated as complexin. Gene Ontology annotation, cellular component: terminal bouton; SNARE complex. Bases 714 to 1100 code for a protein of 128 amino acids. The record is from RefSeq and is a predicted model, not a curated record. Gene Ontology annotation, biological process: regulation of neurotransmitter secretion; synaptic vesicle exocytosis; neurotransmitter transport. Gene Ontology annotation, molecular function: syntaxin binding. The transcript has 5 exons. Lineage: Eukaryota; Metazoa; Arthropoda; Insecta; Diptera; Drosophilidae.